AUGAGAGGAAUACAGUUACCGUUAAGCCAAACUCAAAAGGUUCGUCUUCAGAAGGCUCUAGAAAAGUUAGAAUCUAUCUCAUCCAAGGUCAACUCCGCUGCUUCAGUCAUCAUUGCGGAUUCCAUUCCCGUCAACCACGAAGACGGCGUCCUCAAGGGUCACGGAACCAUCGACCUCAACGGCGAAGUCGUCGCCACCAUCUGCGGCGUCGUCGAGCGCGUCAACAAACUUGUCUAUGUCCGCGCGUUACGCUCCAGGUAUAAACCUGAGGUUGGUGACAUUGUUAUAGGGCGUGUUGUUGAGGUUGCUCAGAAGCGUUGGAGAUUGGAUAUAAAUUUCAACCAGGAUGCAGUUUUGAUGCUUUCUUCUAUGAAUAUGCCUGAUGGUGUCCAGAGGCGGAGGACAGCGCUGGAUGAGCUAAACAUGCGUUGCAUUUUUGAGGAGAACGAUGUUGUUUGUGCUGAAGUUCGGGGUUUCCAGCAUGAUGGCUUACACCUUCAAGCAAGGAGUCGGAAAUAUGGAAAGCUUAAUAGAGGUCAGCUGCUUAAAGUUCCACCUUAUUUAGUGAAGCGACAAAAACAACAUUUCCAUCAUCUGGAGGAGUUUGGUAUUGAUUUGAUACUUGGCUGUAAUGGAUUCAUAUGGGUUGGGGAACAUAUUGAGGCCAAAGAUGACAUGGUAGAAGAUCAGGUGAGCCAAUCUGAUCCCCAAGUUUUAUUGCCUAACAAAAAUUGCUUGAGUCUCGAAGAACAAGAAAAAAAUUAUACAAUAUUGGAGACAAGAAAAUACAUUUGCAGAGCUGCUAAUGCUGUUAGAGUACUAUCAAUGUUAGGCUUCAAUAUUACAUUGGAAAUCAUCAAGGGAAUUAUUGAUCUAAGCAUAUCCAUGAAUCUUGAUAUACAUGAGAUGCUUGGUUCUGAUUUUUGUGUUUUGGUUGCUGAAAAAGAGGUCGAAAGGAGAAGCUCAAAUAAAAAGAAGCGGUAG
Sphenostylis stenocarpa is the source of this 984-nucleotide messenger RNA. The record is from the annotation of a GenBank genome assembly. Lineage: Eukaryota; Viridiplantae; Streptophyta; Magnoliopsida; Fabales; Fabaceae.